This is a messenger RNA of Acanthochromis polyacanthus (spiny chromis), 2013 nucleotides long. RefSeq names its product DEP domain-containing mTOR-interacting protein. The transcript is spliced from 9 exons. Bases 359 to 1561 code for a protein of 400 amino acids. Gene Ontology annotation, biological process: intracellular signal transduction. The record is from RefSeq and is a predicted model, not a curated record. NCBI's taxonomy places the organism in Eukaryota, Metazoa, Chordata, Actinopteri, Pomacentridae. Gene Ontology annotation, molecular function: protein binding.
UUAGCACCAUGAAGCCAAUUAGCAUAAGUCAUUUGUUUCUCUCAAAAUAACUGGAAAUGCAAGAACUGCUUAAAAGGGGACAAGUGAAGGAUGUACUCCAGCAUGUUUUAUCAAAACAGCCAACAGUGGGAAUUUCACUAUGAAUAAAACCAAAGGGAAGAACAUGAAUUUCAACGCUUCAGUCAGGAUAUAUUCCUACCUGAUGUGCACCAUGUGUUUGCCUGUCUUUCAGUCUGUAUACACAACAUCUCUCCCACAUGGUUAUUGGGUUCUCUGUGUUUCAAUGGCUAUUUUGUAAACACAAAGGGCCAUAACUUAAAGUGAGCUCCACUUGGUUUGUAGCCCAGAGAUAAGAAACAUGCAGCGAACAAACAGCAUGAGGAGGAAGGCCAUGGCCAGACAACAUAAGGCUGAAGUCAUGAUUGCAGGAGAACAACUCAGGUUGAGACUCCACGACGGCAAACUGAUUAAGGACCGACGCUACCAUCUGCGCACGUAUCCCAACUGCUUCGUGGCGCAGGAGCUUAUAGACUGGCUGGUGAGCCAUAAGGAAGCUUCAGACCGAGCAACAGCUGUCUGUCUCAUGCAGCACCUCAUGGACCAUGACAUUGUUCACCACGUCUGUGAUAAAAGGUCAAUGUUCAAGGAUGCCAAACUGCUGUAUCGUUUCCGCAAGGAUGAUGGCACAUUUCCCUUCAAUACAGAAGUGAAAAUCUUUAUGCGAGGACAGCGACUGUAUGAACAUCUCAUAAUGGAAAAGAACUCCAUUCUGCAGCUGAGAGAGGAGCACGGUGUUACAUAUCAGCGCUCCUUCCCUGGCUGCCAGUUUAUCGACUGGCUCUUUCAGAAUGGAGAGGCAGAGAGCCGGUGUCGGGGCCUGGAGCUGUGCCGUGCAUUGCAGGAGAAUGGCAUCAUUCAGCACGUGGGAAAAAAGCAUGACUUCUUUGACAGCGGGCUACUCUAUCAGUUCUGCAUCAAUUUUCGACGGCGCAGGCGCCUUUCUGAACUGCUGAAUGAAAACGAGCAAGACAACGAUGAAGGCGCUGUGGUGUCGACACAUGAGGAAAACCAUCACGACAGUCCGUUUGUUGUACGUAAAAGCCCACCCCAGGAGCAAAACAGUGCUUUCCAAUCUGACGUAAAACAGGUUACCGGUGGACGUCGAGGCAGCCUGAAUUCCCUUCAGCUUCACUCUUCCGGAUUUCCACCUCUUGCUCCGCUGCCUUCAGCCUCUGUGGUGAGAUGCAAUCCUAAAUCAGUCCUUAAAAGAAAUUUUACCUGUGAUGAAUUAUUGGCACCAGGGGCACCCUUCAUCAAGAAGGUGUUAACGGUGAUAGGAGAUGCUCUGGGCUGGGGUUUUGUCGUCAGAGGAGUGUCUCCCUGUUAUGUCCAGGCUGUUGACCCUGGAAGCCCUGCUGCAGCUGCUGGAGUUAAGGUGCAGCAGUUUGUGUGCCAGGUGAAUGGCCAGUGUGUUCUUGACCUGGACUACAGAACGGUCUCCAGACUGGUGAUGACUGGACCUCGAAUUGUUGUACUGGAAGUUUUGGAGCCAAUAGAAUGAACAUAGCUGUCUAAUUAAAGUUUAAUGCUUGUUUUGGACACAACUAUAUGUGGAAUAACUGAAAAUGUUAAUGUAAGUAUUGUUAAAAUAGGACACUUUCUGAAAAUGCAUAUUCUGGAACAAUUUUCUGAAUCAUUCCAAUGCUUCAGCUCCCAACCUGAUACGACUCUACAAUAUUAACCCCCUUUCAUGAAUACACAGAAGAAGAAAAAACACAGAACUGAUGAUUCUAAGUUACUGAGGCAACUUUUUAACAGGUGCUGUUGGCAAAAUGGGACACCUUCUGACGUUACUUGCCCAUUAAGUGUGCCAUUUUAACAAUACUUAGCUGCUGUAAAGAAAACAAAGCAAACAAAAAACAAAUCUUUCCAAAAAUGUUGGAUGCAACAAGAAUAGGUGGCCUCGACUUUAAAGAACUGUACCUGCUGUGUUUCUUCUGAAUUACAGAAGAA